This is a messenger RNA of Cornus florida, 1515 nucleotides long. Its product is annotated as protein MULTIPOLAR SPINDLE 1. NCBI's taxonomy places the organism in Eukaryota, Viridiplantae, Streptophyta, Magnoliopsida, Cornales, Cornaceae. Bases 168 to 1307 code for a protein of 379 amino acids. The transcript has 10 exons. Gene Ontology annotation, biological process: meiotic spindle organization; meiotic DNA double-strand break formation. The record is from RefSeq and is a predicted model, not a curated record.
AAAAUCCACACAAAUACAGUGUAAAUGAUAAAACUUGAUUCCGCCGCGAAACGAUCUGUCUAUAACAACCCAGCAAUGGCACUGUGGUGUAAAAAAAGCGGCAAUCUACAUUAACAGACUUUGAAUAAGUGCAAUCAAAAGCUACCGCGUAUUUGAAGAGAGAGAGAAUGUCGUCAUCGGAGAAGCAGCAAAGGGAUAGUAAUUCGAAUGAAUCUAUGAAGAUGGCAAUAGCAGUGGCAUUUCUUCGAUCAAAGCUGGGCCAAAACCCGCCUUCUACAGAUCAUCCAUCUUCGUCCUCUGCUUUCUCUAAAUCCGACGCUCAGAAAUGGAAGCGCAAGGCGAAGGAGCGUAAACAAGAGCUUUUGAGGCUCAAAGAAGAUCUCAAGGAGGCCGAAGAUGGUUUACAUUAUGAUUUGUUUCCGGGAAGUGCGUCUUGCAAGUGUUAUUUCUUUGAUAAUUUGGGCAAAUUGAGCCCUAAUCGGUUUGGAGACGGUUGUGAUCGGAGAUUUAAUGAUGUUUUGCGCCGGAGAUUUCUCAGACAAGUUCGACUGAAGGAAAGGAGGAGGAGAAGAAGAACAGAUGGUUCCACUCAGCCGCAACCUUUCUUUGAUUAUAAUACUGAAAAUGAAGCGGAGCAGCUUAGAGACUCAGUUGAUUUUCUCGUGGAGCUUUGUGACAGUGUUUCUCCUGUGGAGGCUGCCAAUUUUACAAAUUGGUCGCACCAAGCUGUAGACUUCAUUCUAGCUGCAUUGAAGAAUCUUUCAUCAACGGGAAAGAACUUAGAAUCACUUGAAGGACUUGUCAGCAGCUUAAUUGUGCGUUUGGUUAGGAGAAUGUGUACUACCUUACAGGAAGAUGAAUUACAUCAAUUUGACACUGAUGCCCAAAUCUUGGUUCAGCACUUAAUCCGUAAGCUUGGAAGUGAGCCCUUUGUUGGACAGCGUGUGAUACUUUCAGUUUCUCAAAGAAUCUCUGCAUUAGCCGAAAGUUUGCUAUUUAUGGAUCCAUUUGAUGAUGCUUUUCCCAACAUGCAUUGUUGCAUGUACAUGAUGAUCCAGCUUAUCGAGUUCUUAAUAUCAGACUACUUACUAACUUGGUCAAGCAAUGAAGAUUUUGAGACAAGGCUGUUUGAAGAGUUGUUGACAUCAGUUCUUCAUGCACGGAAAGCAUUAGAACUCCUGGAAAGCAGGAGCGGGCUUUAUGUGCUAUACAUGGAUCGAGUGAUUGGGGAAGUGGCUAAACAAGUGGGUCAGGUUUCAUCACUUCAGAAGCUCAACCCGGAUAUUCUGAAUAACUUGUUCCGCUAAUUGCAUCUGUGAAUACAUCAGCAAUAUAAGCCACAUGGUUAUAACUUUUCCACUUUGUCUAGUAAUAGUAAAUCUUUUGUCUGCCAUUUUUUUUUUUUCUUUGAGAAGUUUCUGCUCGACCGUAACUGUAGUAUUGGAUUUGUUGAACCUGAUUCACUAAAGGAUAUUUGGUCUCAGCAUCACUGCUAGUAAGCUACCUUUGUGCCUA